Aedes albopictus (Asian tiger mosquito) is the source of this 5845-nucleotide messenger RNA. RefSeq names its product GRAM domain-containing protein 2B. Bases 910 to 3219 code for a protein of 769 amino acids. Gene Ontology annotation, cellular component: plasma membrane; endoplasmic reticulum membrane; endoplasmic reticulum-plasma membrane contact site. Gene Ontology annotation, biological process: intracellular sterol transport. Gene Ontology annotation, molecular function: sterol transfer activity; sterol binding. The transcript is spliced from 9 exons. The record is from RefSeq and is a predicted model, not a curated record. Lineage: Eukaryota; Metazoa; Arthropoda; Insecta; Diptera; Culicidae.
UGUCGUCGGUUUGCUCUCACGACCGCGACGCGAACGCCAGUGUAGUCUGUCUGGCGCAGUGCCUAUCAUCAUCUCGUCUGCCACAACGAUGAUGAUAUUACGGGAAAACAUCGAUAUAUCGUGCGGUCGUCGGUGGAAUUUUGCAAAAUAAAUCCGUAAAGGUGAUCCGUCGGAAAAGUGUUCUAUUUUCGCCCGUAGUGUUGUUGUUUGGGUUUAGCGAGAAAAAUGAAAAUUUGGUUUUUAUUUUUAGUCAUCAUCAGCUUGAUUGAACCUUUCUGAGGCGAAAAAAGCAGUUCGCUAUGACUCUUACGGAACUGGAGGGUUUCUGUAUCGCGCAUACGAUGAUAGUGACCGCGUGUUUGGUAGUGUUUGUGUGCUGAUGGUGGUUUUAUCCAACGACGACGUUGCGAAUUUAUGCGAAUUUUGGAGAGAGAGUUUUCCUUGCGGUGUUUAACAGUUGCUACGAAGAUUACAUCUAGAUGUCAUUAGGUGUUUACACUAGCGAGUCGGAUUGGUAAUUAACAACUUUGUUUGGUCAUAUGGCGAUCGUGAUAUCAGAUUUAUAAAGUGGUGUGCGCCUCGGUUUCAAGGAUCCAAGAUAGUGAAAUUUGUUUGCUGAACGAGUCAGAUAAGCGUGUGGUUGGUGACGAACGGACGUCGAUAUGGUGGAAUAUUGCCGCAACGAAAAGCGCUCCAAAGCGUGCAGAAGGUAGUUACGGGCGUACAACCGACGGCGACAACCGAGUGCACUGUGAAAUGACAUAAUUUUGAAAUCGAGCCAAUAUCGAUCGGCUGGCUGCUAGUUGACCGGUAGUGUGGCGUGGAGCGUGGGUGGGAGUGAGUGAGUGUGGUGUCAUCGGGCAAGAGUCGAGCCCCACAGACCGGAAGGUGGCUCGCGAGUGAGGAGAAAUGGUCUCCCUGUCGGAGUCAGAAUCGAAUGGGUGCGGAGGGGCGGCAGUACAGAGGAAAUCGAAAUUUUUGCCGCAAUUUGUGCGCCGGCUGGGCCUCGGGAGGAACAGAACGGUACCGAAAAAUGGGCUCGAGCCGGAAGAUGACGUGCUGCUGCGGAAGAAAAUAGUGUCAUUCGAAUGCAAUGGUUCGGUGAAUGUUGGUGAGGGCGAUGGGAGAGGUGGUGUGAGCAGUAGCAGUAGUGAUCGCCCGUGUAGUUUGCCAUUAUUGGUCCAAGUGGACGAUUCGAGACACGGGCUUGACGGGCGCGAAGAAAAAGCAAUAAGUUUAGGCAGUGAAACAGGUGCGCGUCGAACAUCGUCGAUUCUUAAGCCUAGUGUUUCCCAAAUCAUUGUGCUUGAUCCAGGGGCUCGCGAUGUGGGCGUUAGAGUCAGAACGGUUUCUCGUCAGACAGACGACUUUACCAACAGCUCCGGCAAUGAAUCUUCCUCGUCUCCGUUUCGACGGGGGUCGUCGUUUAGGCAGAGUUUCAAUUAUCUAUUCAAACGCAACAAACACAAACUGAAAGACCGUUCAUGCACCAGCGACAGCGAUUCCAAUGCCGUCCUGGAGCUGGAUGAAGAAGAACCGAACACCGCCAGCACUCCCAGCAAACCGUUCGAUGCUUUUCUGCCGGAAAAAGUGCCUAGUAAACGUGCCAGCACCGGGGACAUAUUCGACGACAUAGUGAUACAGCUGAAUGAGGACUUUGGAGUUAAAAAUAGAGCCAAGUGCCACAGACGGAUGCAUUCUGACUCGUUAUGCAUAGGGAAGGGCGUUGUUUCGUCAAACGCCACGCAAUGUGAUAGAUCUACGAAUAGCGUCGGCCUUGGAUUUCGUCCCGUGCCCAUUUCAACCACCAUAGAGCCACUAAGUUCCGAUGUGCAGUUACCCACCAGCAGUAGCCAACUGUCACGUAGUCCAAGUCACAACAAUUCCACUAAAAGUGAUCAAAAAUCUUUAAAAUCUCUAACGUCUUCUCCACUGUCGGUAUCACCAACCAUAAGGAGCUCCAGUCCGCAUCCGUCAAAAUCCAGCGCCAAAAAUGAUGCCAUCGAAAAGCCCGAGAAGCCAGAGAAGGAAAAAAAGAAAAAAGAGUACAACAGUUCGCGGCAGAAAAAGUUCUCCCGGCACUUCGUACAGGUGGAGGAUGAAAAGGUUUUGAAUUAUUUCUCCUGCGCAUUGGUUAGCGAUAUUCUUCUACAAGGCCAUCUUUACGUUACGCAAAAUUAUUUUGCGUUCUAUUCCAAUGUGUUUGGUUAUGUAACAAAGCUCUUGAUUCCCACGGUGUCAGUGAUAAAAAUCUCCAAAGAGAAGACAGCCAAAAUGUUCCCAACGGCGGUCGGCGUUACGACGUGCGAGGAUCGGCACGUGUUCGCCAGCUUCAUGAGCCGCGAGAGCGCCUACCGGCUAAUGUGCAGCGUGUGGCGUCCGGUUGCGCCGGUGGAGAUCGAAGAGCCUAUCGCACAGAAGGCGGACGUCGAGGCAUCCGAGUGCUCGGUGGAGGAUGACAGCAGCUGCUCAAUUAGUGGUAACGAAAGUUCUUCCCAAGUGAAAGAUAAAAAGUCUGACCUAGUUGAUUCGGGUGAUUCUACUAACGAUAAGAUUACGGUGAUUGAUGGCAUCAAGCGGUCCCUGGACGGUUCGAAAAAUAUAAAAACCGUCCAGAAGGAGAUCAUUAUCAAGGCACCGGCGGCGCUCAUAGCGUCCGCGGCAAUUUUGAAGACAUCAUCCGGCAACGCCACUCUUAGAGAGAAACCCAGCUUUAGUGAUAACCCCUAUCAAAGUAGCAGUACUAGCAGUAAUAGUAGUAAUAGUAGCGCUAACAAUAGCAUUCUAACAAGACUUAGAAAUAGGCUACAACAAAUCUUUCCCUCCGAUUUUGGUGUUAUACACGUAGGAAUAAUUUUAGCAAUAGUGUUAGCACUGUUCUCUUGUUUUCUCAUGUACAAAAUACACUACCUGCAGUCGCGGAUAUCCAACUUCAACAACUUCCGAUGGGGUGAUGAUGACAACAUGGAUGUCUACGCGGAAGUUCUCAAGUGGCAGAAGCAGAUGCAGGACAGAAGCACGGAGGAGGCUCAAAUAGUACUCAAUUCCAAUCUAGAGCAAAUUGCAAAGGUGCGCAAAAGUCUGGAAACUUUGUCAAUCCUUUUGCACGAUUCUACCAAGAAGUAUGGUAUAACAAUACCCAGCCCAAGUGGCACUGCCGGGGAGGUACCCGGUUCCAUGGACAGUUCUACCGUGCUGGACGCCGACUACGGUGCGUAGUGGCAAGCGAACAGACUCCGGCACACUAACGUCGUACUAGGAUGGGAAGGGCAAAUGUGAUGCAGUGUUGCGUGAGCAACAACGCUGCGAAGCGGGGGCUAUCUUUUAUCAUUAACUUAUUAUCGUGAUAUUUAGUUCCGUAAGUAUUUAUUCACAAAAAGGGAAGCUAUGUUUGCAUUUAAAGAAAAAAGUUAAUCGUGGAACAAAAGUGCGCAGGAUCGGUCACAGGAAGUAUAAUUAGUUAACCGACAGAUAAAAGACAGCUUAAUAUAAUAAUGAAUACUACACAAGUCAACAGAAUGUUUGGGGAAGCCAAGUUUCCCUCGCGAUUGUCGUUGGAAUUAGAGGUUAGUGUAAUUAUUCCUGUCCCAGCUAAGCUGGAUAUGCGUUAUCUCUUUUUGUUUUGUCAAUUUUUUUGGAAAAAAAAAUGCCUCUCAAGUUUCCAUUGAUUGGUAACGAUAUAAACUAGUCAAACGACGCAAAAAAAACGCAACAUUUGGACAUGGUCCAUUGGGUCAAUGAUAUAAGUUAGAACGAAUUUUGAAACAAAUUCACGCGAGAAAUGCUUCUAUUGAAAAAAAAAAAAUAGUUCAAAAUUUGGACAAGUUGGUCUUGACUUAUAAAAAUAAUGGCUUUGACAUCAGACUAUUAUUUGAACUUCAUUUGACACACUUUUUUUUGUUCUAAAGGGUGAUACGGUCAAAAUUUGGUCACACAAUUGGUUUCAUAACUUGAUACUGCGUACACCAAAACAGCUGAUUUUUGGACCAGUAAUGGUACAUUAUAUGUAGCUUAUACCAUAAAAUUUUCAUCAAAAUCGGUUUAGUAUGUGCGGAGAUAUUGUGAAUCCUGAAAACUGCAAUUUUAAAAUGUUGUACAAGGAGGAUUAAAAAAUAAGAACACAUUUUUACUCUUUUAUUUAUAGAGCCACAAAUACUAAACCAAUUUCAAUGAAAAUUUUUCUGUAUGUAAAGUAUACAUAUCAAAAUGUUGUGUAAAAAUUUCAUUCAAUUUGAUCCAGCCAUUACAAAGUUAUAUUUGUUUAGAUGGUCAAAUUUUGUCAAAUUUUGUCAAGUCAAGCCAAAUUUUGGUCACACAUUUUUUUUCAUAACUUUAGACUGCGUACACCAAAACAGCUGAUUUUUGGAUCAGUAAUGGUCCAUUAUAUGUAGCUUGUACCAUAAAAUUUUCAUCAAAAUCGGUCUAGUAUUUGCGGAGAUAUUGUUGAACCCUGAGAUCUGCAAUUUUAAUUUUUUUUUUCACAAAUAAGAACACAUUUUUACUGUUUUAUUAAUAGAGCCAGAAAUACUUAACCGAUUUCAAUGAAAAUUUUUCUGUAUGUGAAGUAUGCAUAUCAAAAUGUUGUGUAAAAAUUUCAUUCAGUUUGAUCGAGCCGUUACAAAGUUAUAUUUGCUUAAGUGGCACCCGGUCAGUUUUUUUCAUAUUCAAACUGCUGCAACUUUGAAAGUAUUCAUACAAAAUAGCUCAAAAUUUUACUGCGAACGUAUUUUCAUAAUAGUAUUAUACUGUAAAAUUUUGAUAAAAAUCGGAGCAGUAUUGGUUGUUCUAUAAUCAAAAGUGUGCUUUACUGACCUUAAAUUUCCGAAAAUUUACUAUGGAGCGCCUUUGUACAAAAUUUUAAAAAGGUAGGUCGAUGGUUUCAUCUAUAUAUCAACCAAUAAUUAAUCGAUUUUGAUGAAAAUUUUAUGGUAUAAGCUACAUAUAAUGUAGCAUUACUGGUCCAAAAAUUAGCUGUUUUGGUGUACGCAGUCUAAAGUUAUGAAAAAAAUUAUGUGACCAAAUUUUGACCGUAUCACCCUUUAAACCACCUAGUGACGCCAAAACUUUACUAGCAAAUGUCGGCAAUUACAUUAAUUAUAUAUGCUUUGUUGAACUUAUCAAACUUUGGUUAAAAAUGGCAACAUUCGGAAAAAAAUACUAAGAUUUACUGUGGCAUAGUUUAUUCAAUUUCUGAAUUUAAGUGUGUAGGCCUUAAUUACUGGAUAGCCAUCAGCAAAUAUCACUGUUACUUUGCGACUGCGUGUAAUUCACUGUUUGUCAAAACUGCUGCAUUUUUAUUAUUAUAUCAUUGUUGUGAUGAUCUUUUCCAACGUUAUUAAACAUAUGUUAUUUGUGAAGUAGGCUUCUAUUGUUUCUCAUUUUUUGUGUACAAUGCAGGCAUAAUAAAUAAUCGUAAAAGUUGAAACCUACUUGCUACUUCUUAAGCUACUUUUGUAGAAACUUGGCAGACACAGGACUCGUCGUCAUCGGUUCGAGGAACGGAACGCGAGGAAUUACUUGAAACUUUUUCGUGCAUGAAGAAAUAGGUACACACAUAUUGUCUGUGAUAAACGAAAUCCGGUGUGUGGGAGGCAGAUGGAAAAUCAGAACAUAUAACUAACCAAAAAACGGAAGCAAUUAACGAUUUUGUGAACGAAGAAAAUUUGAGUGACAGGAAAGCAACAGAUAACUUUAAUGUUUUUUUCUUAUUUUUUUUUGUUCGAGAUUCAAGUUUGGUUUGACCUAUUGUUAGAUAUUUUGUCCGGGCUGGAUAAGGUUUGUUUCCUGCUUAGGUUAUAAUGCAUUCAUUAGAAAUACAAAGGAAUGGACUUGAAUAGAAAUUGUA